AUGUUGAAGAUAUGUUUACCGCGGUACGUGCCGCUGUACCCGGUGCUCGGCCUGCUGGGUGCGUGCGCGCAUGCUAUCAACAUCGUCUCCGUCUGCAACUCCUCCAUCUACUGCGCUGGAGAUCUACUCCACACGGUACAGUUCGCCAGAAUAUUUCCUGACUCGAAGACAUUCGUCGACCUAAAACUCACACAUACUCAAGAUGUAACUCUCGCCAAUUUUAAAAAUCUUAUGAAGCAAACAAGGAAUAAUCCAAAUCGUGAGCAAGUCUUGGCAUUUGUCGAUGCAAACUUUAUAGAUGGAGAUGAGUUGCUCAACUGGAACCCUCCAGAUUUUGAUCCUCACCCCCCUAUUCUCAAUCAAAUUGUGGACCCCAAGCUGAAGCAGUUUGCUCAAGAUAUUAUCAGCAUUUGGCCAGACCUCGGCCGGAAAGUAUCUCCGGAUGUAAAUAAGAACUCGGAUCAAUACAGUUUUAUUUAUGUGCCCAACGGAUUUAUUGUUCCUGGUGGCAGGUUCAAAGAGUUAUACUAUUGGGACUCGUACUGGAUUAUACGCGGUCUCUUGAUUAGCAAUAUGACUCAAACUGCGAAAGGGAUGAUCGAUAAUUUCUUGUAUCUUGUGGAUAAACUAGGCUAUAUUCCCAAUGGAAGCCGAAUUUAUUAUUUAGGUCGCAGCCAACCACCUCUCUUGUCCCUAAUGGUCCACGACUAUUACACUACAACUGGUGACGUCGCCUGGCUCGAGCAGAUUGUAGAUACAGUAGAGAGAGAGUUGUAUUAUUGGUUGGAAAAGAAGAAAAUGACGGUUAACGUGAACGGUAAACAGUACAGACUUUUGCGUUACAUUUCGGAUGAAGAAGAUAAAGGGCCUCGUCCCGAAUCGUAUUACGAAGAUUAUGCCAACAGUAGAGUAUUGUCGGAAGACAAGCGUGAAGAGUUUUACAAGGAAAUGAAGAGUGCGGCAGAGAGCGGUUGGGAUUUCUCAUCCAGGUGGUUUGUGAAUGCAAAGAAUGUGACUACGGACAACUUGACCGACGUCCACACAUCACGUAUUCUCCCCGUCGAUCUGAAUGCUAUGUUUGCUGGCGCCUUACAAAUUAUGGGAGACCUUAGAUAUCAACUUAAGGAUAGACGUAGUGCUCAAAAAUGGUGGAGUUUGGCGAAAUACUGGAGAGUAGCGAUUGAGAACGUAUUGUGGGACCCGGACGACGGUGUUUGGUAUGAUUAUGAUACCACGGCAAAGUCACGAAAGAAACAAUUUUACGCAAGCUGUGCUACUCCUCUCUGGGCCAAUGCUGUAGAGACGUCGAGUGCGCCUACAUACGCGUCCCACUUAGUUACGUAUUUAGAAUCAAAUAGUGCACUGAGCUUUCCCGGCGGUAUACCGACUUCGUUGUUGCAUACGGGUGAGCAGUGGGACUUUCCUAAUGCUUGGCCGCCUCUUCAGAGUAUCAUGAUUGGUGGUUUAGAAAAGAGUGGCAAUGACGAGGCGAAAGAGUUAGCAAGGGACCAAGUGGCAAUUUGGAUCCGUGCAAAUUAUAUAGGUUAUACUAAGUGGCAGAAGAUGUUUGAGAAAUACAGCUGUGUGCAGCCGGGAGACCACGGGGGCGGCGGCGAGUACUCCGUCCAGUCUGGGUUUGGGUGGACCAAUGGAAUCGUUUUAGAGCUUUUACAGAGAUAUGGGAAGGAAUUGAGGCUAGAUGACGGAGAUGAUGGUCUGCCGACCGUAAGAAUGGUGUAG
Molecule: messenger RNA, 1740 nt
Organism: Spodoptera littoralis (African cotton leafworm)
Lineage: Eukaryota; Metazoa; Arthropoda; Insecta; Lepidoptera; Noctuidae
Source: the annotation of a GenBank genome assembly